AUGGAAGUGCAGUGCCCGUUUCGGAUCACACUGCAACGAAUUGCAUCCAGUGAAUUCGCCGAAUAUUUCUUCGACAAAUUUGAUAAAAAUGGCUCCAGAUUAGCCAUGGUAAUUUCUAAAUCCAUGCGAAGCUUUAGGAAUGUGUGGAAUCAGCUAUAA
Molecule: messenger RNA, 159 nt
Organism: Gongylonema pulchrum
Lineage: Eukaryota; Metazoa; Nematoda; Chromadorea; Rhabditida; Gongylonematidae
Source: the annotation of a GenBank genome assembly